GUCUGUCUCGUCAAACACGUGUCGCGCACGCACGUGCGCACGCUUCUCGCUCAUAGAUUAGAUUGUCUGCGCCGCUUCGUCGUCCCGGACGCUCAACGUUGUGCUUCCGCUGUGUCCUGCUGCGCGCUGCCCGAGGAGGAGACGCUAGCUAAACGCAGCUAAACGCAGCUAGCGCAGCGAGUUAAAGCUCGGUCCGCGUCGUCGCGCCGUGGUCGCCUUUGUGUUGUCCGUGGACCGCUUGAUGUUGGUGGGUUGUUUUUCCCACAACACCGCCUUAGUAUUGAAAAGGGGAACACACGAGUUCGCGGAUCUUGUUUUUCCCCAACCACGCUUCUGUUUUUUAUCGUAUACACUAGUGCAGAAACAUGGCGGAUGGCGGACAUUACUACAACGAGCACGAUGAUAGAACCGCACCACAGUUUCGCAAUCGUAAAGGCAGGGGAUCCCACAAGGGUCGGUCGUAUGAUAGGUCCCGCAGAGACCGCCAACGGGGAAGCCACUCAGGAGGCUUUGGAGGGCCCGGACCUCGGUCUAGGCUUGAUGAUGCAGAUGGAGAUGUAACCAUGAGCGACAGCUCUCAGGACAACAGCGCACAGCACAGAUUCACUCCAUAUGGUAGACCCUUUCGCAAAGGAGAUGGACGAUUUGACAGAGACAGACGACAAGGCAAAGGGGGUGGAGGUAGAGGAGGCGGAGGAGGAGGUGGUGGCUUCAGAGCAGACAGACUUGGUGGAGGCGGCGGUGGAGUUGGAGGGAAGAACCGGUCAGGCUGGUACAAAGUAACGAUACCACAUGGGAGAAAAUACGACAAGAAAUGGCUACUGACAGCACUUCAGAACAUUUGUUCCGUUCCAUUCACACCUGUACAGUACCAUGUGGAUCACAACCGGGUCCAUUUCUUUAUUGAUGAUUCUCCUGCUGCCAGUGCUUUGCACAAAUGUUCUCACAAGAUCACAGACACAGAUGGUUACAAAGUGGAAGUGCACGUUAACGACAGUGCUCCACCUUCUUUCCUUCUGGCUGACCUAAAGCCUGAACAUGUGGAGCACCUUAAGCAAUGCAUGGCAAAACGUUUUGAUGGCUCUCAGCAAGCACUGGACCUAAACAACAUCCGAACAGACCCUGACCUGGUGUCCCACAAUAUAGAAAUUGUCUUGAAUUGGAAGACAAACAUGGAGGCUGUCAUAAAAAUCAUUGAAGAAAACAUUCCAGAGCUGACCUGCUUGAACCUGAGUAACAAUCGUAUUCACAAACUGGACGAACUUGCCGGGUUGGUCAACAAAGUGCCCAAUCUCAAGACCCUCAACCUCUCUCACAAUGAGUUAAAGUCAGACCGGGAGCUGGACAAGGUGAAAGGCCUGAAGCUGGUUGAGCUGUGGUUAAACAGGAACCCUCUGUGUAACCAUUUCAAGGAUCAGCCCUCAUACAUCAGUGCUGUGCGCCAGAGGUUUCCACGCCUUCUCAAACUGGAUGGUCAUGACCUUCCACCACCCAUUGGCUUUGAUGUGGAAACCCCCACCACAAUCCCCCCUUGCAAGGGUAGCUGUUUUGGGUCCGACGAAAUCAAGGCUCUCAUUCUUCGCUUCCUGCAACAGUUCUACAGCAUAUACGACUCUGGGAACAGACAGCCACUGCUGGAUGCUUACCACGAUGGAGCAUCAUUGUCCCUCACUACACCUUACUCCACCCAAAACCCCUCUAGGAGCAGCCUGGGAGAGUAUCACAAAGACAGUCGAAACCUAAAGAGAAUCAAAGACUCCACAAUGCGUUUUCGAUUGCUGAAGCACACGCGAUUGAAUGUGGUGGCUUUCCUCAACGAGUUGCCCAAAACUCAGCAUGAUAUUGCGUCCUUUACGGUCGAUGUAAAUACCUACACGAACACACUACUCUCCUUCACAGUGAGUGGAGUCUUUAAGGAAGUUGCUGUUGAUGGAAAAUCUAGAGACUCCACCAUGGCAUUCUCUCGAGUUUUCAUCACAGUCCCAGCUGGGAAUUCAGGUUUGUGUAUAGUAAAUGACCAGCUUUUCAUAAGAAUGGCUACAACAGAGGAAAUUCGUCGAGCUUUUGUGGCUCCUGCCCCGACUCCAUCUUCGAGCCCUGUCCCCACCCUCACCUCACAGCAGCAGGAGAUGCUCACAGCCUUUUCCCAGAAGUCGGGCAUGAACCUGGAAUGGUCCCAGAAGUGUCUGCAAGACAAUGAGUGGGAUUUCAACAGAGCCGCACAAAUCUUUACACAGUUAAAGAGUGAGGGCCAGAUUCCUGAUGUUGCGUUCCUAAAAUGAAGAAUUAUUCAAUACAUCUGAAACUUCUGUGAAAUAAAAUCUGCAGUUAUUUUAUUUGCAUUUUGUUUUAUUGUUCUGUUUAUCACACUAUUUGCCAUUUGUUCUAAUAAAAAUAAUAUAGCUCCA
Molecule: messenger RNA, 2408 nt
Organism: Betta splendens (Siamese fighting fish)
Lineage: Eukaryota; Metazoa; Chordata; Actinopteri; Anabantiformes; Osphronemidae
Gene: nxf1a
Product: nuclear RNA export factor 1a
Exons: 21
Coding region: 366-2282 (638 amino acids)
Biological process (GO): poly(A)+ mRNA export from nucleus
Cellular component (GO): cytoplasm; nucleus
Molecular function (GO): RNA binding; protein binding
Source: RefSeq, a predicted model, not a curated record